AUGUCAGUGAAUACAUCAAAUACACCUGAUGGGCGUGGAGUAUUGAUCUACAAUGGUGAAAUGAUAUUAGUGUACACGGAUGAAGUGAACUGUCAUUUUGAGAAUAUACCGAGUAAUAUUUUCAAAGGAAAUAAAUCCGGAAAUUUAUAUCUGACCAGUCAUCGUAUCAUUUUUAUUAAUCGAAAAAAUGAUUCACUGCGUUCAUUUUCGAUUCCAUUCCAUUGCAUGAAAGAUUUGAAGCUUGAACAACCAGUUUUUGGGGCCAAUUUUUUAAAGGGUGUUGCUAUAGCCCAACCCGGUGGUAAUUGGAAUGGACAAGUAACUUGGAAAUUAACAUUCAGCAAAGGAGGAUGUAUUGACUUUGGAAUGGCAUUAUUAAAAGCUGUUGAUAUGGCCCAGCGUUUUCGUCCAUACGGUGCACCACCAGCUUAUGCUCCUCCACCUGGAAAUUAUUUUGCUGCACCACCAACAUAUUAUAUACCUCCAGGAGGAAAUUAUAAUGGUUUUCAAGCACCAACGAAUGUUUUUCCUAAUCAUCCACCAGCUGGUGAUGUUUAUAUGUACGAAGCUCCACCGCCAUAUUCGGGUAUUGGUCCAGAUCCAUCAGCGAUACCAGCAGGAGGACAGGUACAUAACUCUGGAAUUGGACCAAAUGCUCCAUCCCAGCAACCGAUGUAUGCACCGCCGCUUCCGACUAAAAGUUAG
Messenger RNA from Brugia malayi, 705 nucleotides. RefSeq lists its product as uncharacterized. The transcript is spliced from 6 exons. The record is from RefSeq and is a predicted model, not a curated record. NCBI's taxonomy places the organism in Eukaryota, Metazoa, Nematoda, Chromadorea, Rhabditida, Onchocercidae. Gene Ontology annotation, molecular function: chromatin DNA binding; transcription coactivator activity. Gene Ontology annotation, biological process: positive regulation of DNA-templated transcription. The coding region runs from base 1 to 705 and encodes 234 amino acids. Gene Ontology annotation, cellular component: nucleus.